Messenger RNA from Dothidotthia symphoricarpi CBS 119687, 2313 nucleotides. RefSeq names its product meiosis induction protein kinase-like protein. The transcript has 3 exons. Bases 1 to 2313 code for a protein of 770 amino acids. Gene Ontology annotation, cellular component: cytoplasm; nucleus. Gene Ontology annotation, molecular function: protein serine/threonine kinase activity; ATP binding. Gene Ontology annotation, biological process: intracellular signal transduction; protein phosphorylation. The record is from RefSeq and is a predicted model, not a curated record. Lineage: Eukaryota; Fungi; Ascomycota; Dothideomycetes; Pleosporales; Dothidotthiaceae.
AUGCUCGCCGACUCACAGACUCAGCCUCAUGGCUGGGCCUCACUCGAGGAGAGGUAUGAAGUCAUGAAAGAUAUCGGUGAUGGAAGUUUCGGAAGCGUCACCCUUGCACGCGUUCGAACCGCGGGUGCUCACGUCGCUCGUCGCGGCACUUUGGUUGCGAUCAAGACCAUGAAGAAGACGUUUGAUUCGUUUUCGAGUUGUCUGGAACUGAGGGAAGUCAUAUUCCUGCGAUCUCUACCACCGCAUCCUCAUCUUGUGCCUGCUUUGGACAUUUUCCUGGACCCCUACAGCAGGAGACUUCACAUCGCCAUGGAGUAUAUGGAUGGGAAUCUUUACCAGCUCAUGAAGGCGCGCGACCAUAAACCAAUGGAUGGCCACAGUGUAAAGAGCAUUCUGUUCCAGAUCCUUUCCGGCCUGGAGCAUAUCCAUGAUCGAGAGUUUUUCCAUCGCGACAUCAAACCAGAGAACAUCCUGGUGUCGACAUCACAGCAGAACGACUCAUCGCAUCCUUUCCGACGGUACUCGGCCAUGAUGACACCACCGUCAACACCCCCCGUUUACACAAUCAAGAUUGCCGACUUUGGUCUGGCAAGAGAGACCCACUCAAAGCUCCCAUACACCACAUACGUGUCGACGCGAUGGUAUCGUGCACCCGAAGUCUUACUGCGCGCUGGCCAUUACUCAGCUCCAGUGGACAUCUGGGCAGUCGGCGCCAUGGCUGUCGAGAUAGCAACCUUGAAACCUCUUUUCCCUGGCGGAAACGAAGUGGACCAGGUAUGGAGAGUGUGCGAGAUCAUGGGAAGUCCUGGAGGAUGGAUUAACAAGCACGGCCAACCAGUUGGUGGUGGUGAAUGGAAGGAUGGUGUAAGACUAGCCCAGAAGUUGGGCUUUUCGUUCCCAAAGAUGGCUCCUCAUUCAAUUGAUACAAUCUUGCCAGCGCCACAGUGGCCAGCAAGUUUGGCCCAGUUUGUCACAUCUUGCCUGCUUUGGGAUCCUCGGGGCAGGCCAACAUCCACACAAGCUCUAGCGCACGAGUACUUCCAAGAUGCUGUUGAUCCUCUGCGCCUGAAAUCGUCAUCCUCCAGAUUGUUGGGCCGCAAGCAGUCAGACCUUUCAGGAAAGGAUUCGCCAGAUGCCUCUCCUAGUAUUACCUCGAAAACCUCAUCAUGGCUACGGAGGUCGUUGGUUGCUCGAGAGAGUGCUCCAGCAGUCCCGCAGCACAGCCAAACGCAGACGCUGACGCCCCGCGCUUCACCUGCACACGUGAGCCCUGACGAUGCAAGCGGAUCGACCAAAAGUCGCCCCAACGUAACUAAGCGAGCCACGUGGACGAACGGGGUUCCUUCUCACGGCGCGCCAAUCCCGAUCUUGCCCUCAAUCAAGCCCAUCUCUCCAUUGUCUGCAGAAGUCACUGCACAAGCAAGUGUACGUGCUGCAGGCAAGAUCGGACGUCAGCUUUCUCAAGCUUCACACGGCAAUCACUAUGCAGACGUCCACAGGCAAGAAGCGGAGAGGGCAUUGAACGGCCAAUCAGGACUUACUUCGCCUGUCGGCGGACCCAAAGAGGGGUUCUUUUCUCACCUGAGGAAGCGCGCUCGCCGCCUGUCUGGACGCUAUCAAACUCCCAUGUCGCCGAACUCAGACGAUAUUGAGGCUAAUGCUGGUUGCUCCCCGUGGGCGAGUACUGGCACCAGACAACCUUUGAGUUUGGACCAGUCCUCGAUUGCACCAGCACCGUCGACUAACUCGGAUUAUUCGGAUUUGGACAAAGUCUUGCAGCAGGUAAGAUCUAGUGUUGAAGGCCACUCUCAACAGACGAAAGGUCAGCGCGUCGCCUCGAACCCGAUGCUCAAGCGUCACCACUCGGUGCCUCACGGACCUGAUCCGCGUGGUUCGGAAGGAGGUGUCAACGCUCCCAUCUCCAGUAGGACUAGGCGAGCAGUACAAACCAAAUCGAACCCUUCAAAUCGGUACGAAACUCCCAACGAGGAGGAGGAACUGCUCAGCGAAGUCCUUGCAUCGGCACACGAGGCCGCCAACACUCUAGAUACCCAAAAGAAUGCCCCACGGCACUCGCAAACUGAGUCGGGUCCAGCGGCAUCGUACCUCACACCGGCAUCAUCUGCCAAAGGUAACAGCACCGGGUUUGGACAAGCCGAUUCCAGCACACCCAGCAAACCUAUGGACAUUUCCAAGUCUCACAACAAGCAAGAUGAGAGCACUUCGAAGUGGCCCACUCCACCCUAUGAUGAGAAUGACUGGGCAUCGAGUGUGGCAGCCAGCCUCAUGGCCACCCAAAAGUUAUACCGAUGA